Messenger RNA from Piliocolobus tephrosceles (Ugandan red Colobus), 2071 nucleotides. It is a transcript of the gene TRIM54, whose product is annotated as tripartite motif containing 54. Bases 313 to 1521 code for a protein of 402 amino acids. Lineage: Eukaryota; Metazoa; Chordata; Mammalia; Primates; Cercopithecidae. Gene Ontology annotation, molecular function: zinc ion binding. Gene Ontology annotation, biological process: regulation of microtubule cytoskeleton organization. Gene Ontology annotation, cellular component: cytoplasm. The transcript is spliced from 10 exons. The record is from RefSeq and is a predicted model, not a curated record.
AAACAGUGCUACCCACAGAGUGAACAAGAGAGAGUCAUUUGGGAAACAAAAGGACUUUACAGAGAGAGAGGGAUAGCUAAAACUACGUGAGCCUGGCGAGGGUGCAGAGCAGAAAGUAGAGACAGAGAAGUGUCUGAAGACUGCUAUCUGGGACGAGACAGGUUGUUAACGGGACAGGAGAGAUAGCAGAGUUAUUUCAAGAGUGAGCCACAGAAGGGAAUCCACAGGCCGUCUGAGUGAGGAAGGGUCUACAGCCAGUGAGUGAAGGCCAGGAGCAGGGCCCAGGCCAGGGUAGGCACAACCACCGAGGGGAUGAACUUCGCCGUGGGUUUCAAGCCGCUGCUAGGGGAUGCACACAGCAUGGACAACCUGGAGAAGCAGCUCAUCUGCCCCAUCUGCCUGGAGAUGUUCUCCAAACCAGUGGUGAUCCUGCCCUGCCAACACAACCUGUGCCGCAAGUGUGCCAACGAUGUCUUCCAGGCCUCAAAUCCUCUGUGGCAGUCCCGGGGCUCCACCACUGUGUCUUCAGGAGGCCGUUUCCGCUGCCCAUCUUGCAGGCAUGAGGUUGUCCUGGACAGACACGGUGUCUACGGCCUGCAGCGAAACCUGCUAGUAGAGAACAUUAUUGACAUUUACAAGCAAGAGUCGUCCAGGCCACUGCACUCCAAGGCUGAGCAGCACCUCAUGUGCGAGGAGCAUGAAGAGGAGAAGAUCAAUAUCUACUGCCUGAGCUGUGAGGUGCCCACCUGCUCUCUCUGCAAGGUCUUCGGUGCCCACAAGGACUGUGAGGUGGCCCCACUGCCCACCAUUUACAAACGCCAGAAGAGACAGUAUCUCACUCUGUUGCCCAGGCUGGAGUACAGUGGCACAAACACAACUUACUGCAGCCUUGAUCUCCUGAGCUCAAGUGAUCCUCCCGUCUUAGCCUCCCAGAACACUAAGAUUAUAGAUAGUGAGCUCAGCGAUGGCAUCGCGAUGCUAGUGGCAGGCAAUGACCGUGUGCAAGCAGUCAUCACGCAGAUGGAGGAGGUGUGCCAGACCAUCGAGGACAAUAGCCGGAGGCAGAAGCAGUUGUUAAACCAGAGGUUUGAGAGCCUGUGCUCAGUGCUGGAGGAGCGCAAGGGCGAGCUGCUGCAGGCGCUGGCCCGGGAGCAAGAGGAGAAGCUGCAGCGCGUCCGCGGCCUCAUCCGUCAGUAUGGCGACCACCUGGAGGCCUCCUCUAAGCUGGUGGAGUCAGCCAUUCAGUCCAUGGAAGAGCCACAGAUGGCGCUCUACCUCCAGCAGGCCAAGGAGCUGAUCAAUAAGGUCGGGGCCAUGUCGAAGGUGGAGCUGGCAGGGCGGCCGGAGCCAGGCUAUGAGAGCAUGGAGCAAUUCACCGUGAGCGUGGAGCACGUGGCCGAAAUGCUGCGGACCAUCGACUUCCAGCCGGGCGCUUCCGGGGAGGAAGAAGAUGAGGAGGGGGCCCUGGACGGAGACGAGGGCAGCGCGGGGCCGGAGGAAGAGCGGCCGGAUGGGCCUUAAGGCCUGCGCCGACCCUACCCUGCUCGAGAGCCGGCGCUAGGGUCGGGGAGGAUCUGCGCAGAGACCGCGACCUCGCCCAAAUCGGCACUCGCCCCGGGAGGAUCUCAAUAAAGAACUCGAGCGUCCCAGACCCGUAUCUCCUUUCGCUGCCCAAUCCCGCAGCCUCGGCUUCGGAGGCGACCCGCCCACCAUCCUGCCCUUCCCAGAACCUGAGACCAUCCGGGGGUCGGAAGCCAAAUGAACCCCUAUUGGGCACCUCUGUGAUGCCAGGAGCGAAAUGGUGAGCCCAGCGCCCUGGGAAAAUGGUCGAGGGCGGGGCGGUGGUGCCGGGACCUCUGAGGUCCUGGGGAUUUGGGGACCCCUGAGGUUCACAGGCACCUGGCUGACCUGGCUGAAAGCCGUUCUCCCGGAACCCCCCACAGCAUUUUGUUCCCCUCCCGCUGGCCCGGGGACCCCACCUUCCCACGGGUUCCCACGCUGCUGUGACUGCCCUGCCCCCACGACAGAAGCCAACGGGUCUUCAGUACUUUUAUUAAAAAAUAGUCAAGCA